This is a messenger RNA of Xyrichtys novacula (pearly razorfish), 6085 nucleotides long. The record is from the annotation of a GenBank genome assembly. Lineage: Eukaryota; Metazoa; Chordata; Actinopteri; Labriformes; Labridae.
AUGUCGGUGGAGGGGAUCGUACCUGGACAGUUUGACGACGUGGAGGAGGACAGGUGAGACUGUCGGUGAUGAUCAGAGGGUUAUAAUAAUGUUAUCAUCAUUAAUGAUAAUGAUGAACAGACCCUGAGUCACGUGACUGAAACAGGUUUCAAUCAGCUGAUCCAGAAAACAAACUCACACACACACACACACACACACACACACACACACACACACACACACACACACACACACACACUGCAGUUCUCCUGUUCACUCAGAGUUUUUCUGUUUUAAUGAUUUCUUCUCUUUAAAGGGAUAUUCUGUCGUCAAACUAAUUCAGGGUCAAACCCACCGUAACACCGAGUUAGACCCCGCCCCCUCCAGAGAUGAAUGUUGUCGACCGCUUGCUUCUCUAGUUAUACCAACUUUAGUAACGACCGCAGGAUAGAAAUACAGAGAGCCACGCCCCCAACCAAAACGCCACUCUAUAGCCACAAAUAAUGCUCAGAACAGCACCUAACUUCAUCAACAGGACAUAUAGGGUCCCAGACAUAGUACUAGACACCAAACAUCUUUUUAACUUUGACUCAUUUCUUUAGCAAAGAGACUAAACACAACUCACCUACUCUCUUCCAGCAGACGCUUGUUUGUAGUGAGACCUCAGGACAGUCCAUUACAGACUACAGCGGGGUGCCGCAGCUCAAGGAAGAACAUUUAUGAUCAUUUCUUCAUGGAAAUACAAUCAGACAAUUCGUCCACAGAACAAGAAAAAGAGACAUGAGUGGGUAAAAACUCUCAAACACUGGACUGAUGAUGAUGAUGAGAAACAAGUUUGAGUCUAUGUCUGCAGACAAACUGGUGAACGUCUGAAAGCUCCAGGUGUUACACCCACAAUUCAGCAUGGAGGUGGUAGUCUCCAGACCUUUCUUCAUCUGAGCUUGUGUGGGAUGAAUUGGAUUGAUGGGUCAGAAAAACUCGUCCCACGAAUCAGCGUCUCUUUUUAAUGAACUUAAGAAAGCUUGAAUGUAAUCCCUGGAACAGACCUUAAUAAACUUGGUACCUGGUAUAUGCUGAGCUGUUGUUAAAGCCAGAGGAGGUAACUUUAAAGAAAGUCUAACAACAAAAACUCAAAUACCUCAGAAUUAAAGUCAGAAUGUCUUCAGAUCAGUUACUCUUUACACUGUAGUCAUGGUUACUGUGUUUAAAAUUAUAUUUAUGAAACUAUGAUCUUUGUUUGUACUAAUCUGAUCUGAUCUGAACUUUCGUAUACCCAGUAGACACGUUUUGCUUGGAGGGGCUCUUUAAUCCCUACAUCAUCAGCUCCAGUCUUAACCUCCGUUUUCCAGGAUUCAUGUAGUUUUGGACAAAAAGAGGGUGGGGGGUCCAGGAUGUCCGGGGAGCCGUCCCCUUUCCUGAGGUAGAUAAAAAAGACUCAGUCUGGGUUUUCCUUCGUCUGUAAUCUCAAUAAUCUCGCUGUGAUGUUACAGAGAGAAUAAAUCAGGCCCAACCUGAGCACACUCAAAAACAUCUAAACCCACUCUGCACACCUGGUUCUCCUGGUUCUCCUGGUUCUCCUGGUUCUCCUUCGCUGUGAGCUUUAAGAUUCCAAGUCUCUCUGAUCGCUUCGUCGUAGUUUUUAAGUUUUUGUAUCUUUUUAAGUUUCUUUGCCGCUCUUUCUUUUGUUUGUCGUGUUUUUCUCCGUUCGGCUCUUUUCUUCUUCGUCUUCUUCUGCUCACUGAUGAACGUCACUCUCUCACUUCUGUAGGGACCAAUCAGAGCUGUUGGCUGUGAGAGGUCAGAGACCUCCUUCAGAGCCAGAGGAGGAGGAGGAGCCAGAGGAGGAGGAUGAGGAGGAUGAAGAUGAGGAGGAGUGGAUGUGGCGCUCAGCAGGAGGAGAUCUGACCAAACCCUUCCUGAAGACCAGCAGCCAGGUAAGACCUCAGAGGAGGAGGAGGAGGUCAGGGGAGGAGGUCAGCAGAGGAGGUCAGGGGGGUUUAUUCAGAUUUAACGUAGAUGUUCCUCCAUUUGUUCCUCAGUUUGUUCUUCGGAGAAUAUAAAAAGUUUCUGACUCAGUUUAAAGACUGUAAUCAAUAAUCAAUAAUCAAUAACAGACAUCAGAGAUCUCAGCUCUGAUACUGAAAGGUAAUUUAGUUAAAAUAAGAUCAAUAAAAAAAUGAAGACAGUCCUGGAAGCUCACCUGACUCCUCUGCUGUGCUCUCAUUGGUCAGGCCAACAGACAGAAUCCCUCCAAUAAGAUGCUGCCGUCAACGCCGAACGACAAAGUCCUGAGGAAGUACGAACACAAGAUCAACCUGGGUAACACACACAUACACACACACAAUAACACACACAAUAACACUAACACACACACACACACACACACACAAUAACACACACACACACACACAACACAAACACACAAAAACACACACAGACACACACACACACACUAACACACACACACACACACACACACACAAUAACACACACACACACACACACACACACACACAAUAACACUAACACACACAGAGACCCACACACACACACACACAAUAACACACAGACACACACUGUUGAUUGAUUGAUUGUUUAAUUGAUUGAUUUUAUUAAUUGAUUAAUUGAUUGAUUGAUUUAUUGAUUGAUUGUUUGUGUUUCUUCCAGAUAAGCUGAAUUUCGCUGACUCGGUGAUCAAUAAAGUCACGUCGAUGCAGAGGCAGAAAGACGCCGACACGUACGUCUUUACUCCGCCCACUUUAAUCCAGGAGGUCAUGUGACGUGUUUGUAACGCUCUGAUUGGCUGCUUUUCACAGGUACAGAGUAAAGGACAAAUCAGAUCGAGCCACUGUGGAACAGGUACGGAUUCAAAUGCUUUUAUUCUGAAAGAGCCUGACAGGAAAUUAACAAAACAAAUUAACAAAACAAGACUUAAAGUGAUCAGUAAAUCAUUUCCUUCCUUCCUUCCUUCCUUCUUUCUUCCUUCUUUCCUUCGUUCCUUCAUCCCUUCCUUCCUUCCCUUCUUCCUUCCUUCCUUUUGUUCCGUCAUCUCGUCCUUCGUUCCUUCAUCCCUUCCGUCCUUCCUUCCUUCCUUCCUUCCUCCCGUCCUUCCUUCCUUCCUUCAUCCCUUCCUUUCUUCCUUCAUCCCUUCUGUCCUUCCUUCCUUCCUUCGUUUGUUCCUUCUUUCUUCCUUCCUUCCUUCGUUUCUUCAUCCCUUCCUCCUUCCUUCCUUCCUUCAUCCCUUCCUUCCUUCCUUCACUCCAUCCUUCCUUCCUUCAUCCCUUCUGUCCUUCCUUCCUUCCUUCAUUCGUUUGUUCCUUCCUUCUGUCCUUCCUUCCUUUGUUUCUUCAUCCCUUCCUUCCUUCUGUCCUUCCUUCUGUCCUUCCUUCCUUCCUUCCUUCCUUCCUUCCUUCCUUCUUUCGCUCCGUUUUUCCUUCCUUCAUCCCUUCUGUCCUUCCUUCCUUCAUUCGUUUGUUCCUUCCUUCUGUCCUUCCUUCCUUCGUUUCUUCAUCCCUUCCUUCCUUCUGUCCUUCCUUCCUCCCUUCCUUCCUUCCCUCCUUCCUUCCUCUCCUGCAGGUUCUGGAUCCUCGGACUCGGAUGAUCCUGUUUAAGAUGUUGAGUCGCGGCGUCAUCAGUCAGAUUAACGGCUGCAUCAGUACGGGAAAGGAGGUCCGAUAUUUGUCAUCCAUGUUGUCGAGUGAUGUCAAUCAGUCGAUCAAUCAAGUGAUGUCAUGGUGUGUUAAUUAUGUGUCGUCGUUGUCAUGGUUACAGGCUAACGUCUACCACAGCAGCACGUCGGCGGGUGAAAGUCGGGCCAUCAAGAUUUAUAAAACCUCCAUCCUGCUGUUCAAAGAUCGGGACAAAUACGUGAGCGGAGAGUUCAGGUCGGGAAACGCCGAUUUUAACCUACGCUAACUUUAGCAUGUUAGCCUGAACAAAGAUGGUGGAUAAAGGCAGACCGCGCACUCUGACCCGCUCUGACACGGUUCUGGUUCUGGUUCUGCAGGUUCCGUCACGGUUACUGUAAGGGGAACCCCAGGAAGAUGGUGAGAACCUGGGCCGAGAAGGAGAUGAGGAACCUGAUCAGGUCAGAACCUGGACUCUAACUCAGAGGGUCAGAACCUGGAGGAAACAGAACUUUCUGAUCAGUAGAUCCUGUCCAGUCCCUCUGACUGACAGCUGCAUUUUAGAAGAACCUGGUGGAGGUUCUGGUGGAGGUUCUGGUGGAGGUUCUGGUGCAGGUUCUGAUGGAGGUUCUUGUGUUCCAGGCUGCAGAUGGCCGGGAUCCCCAGUCCAGAACCGUUGCUGCUGAGGAGUCACGUUCUGCUCAUGAGUUUCAUCGGAAAGGAGAACAUGUGAGGAGAACCAAUCAGAAUCAUCCUGUUCUCUAACUGACUGUUGAUUGGUUUAGUACCAAGUUUAUGACCGGUGUGUUCUGCGUCCUGAUUGGCCAGGCCCGCCCCUCUCCUGAAGAACGCCACUCUGUCGGAGUCGAAGGCCCGGGAGCUCUACCUGCAGGUUCUGCAGAACAUGAGGAAGAUGUUCCAGGAGGCUCGGCUCGUCCACGCAGAUCUCAGCGAGUUUAACAUGCUGUAAGAGGCCACGCCCACUCACAGGACACACCCACCGCUCCAUAACCCUUCAAAAUAAAAGCCCUCUCUUCCUGUGCAGGUAUCAUAACGGCGACGCUUACAUCAUCGACGUGUCUCAGUCCGUGGAACACGACCAUCCGCACGCCCUGGAGUUCCUGAGGAAGGACUGCGGCAACGUCAACGGUGAGCAACGCAACUUUUAACACACAUGCACGCACACGUGCACACACACACGUGCACACACAGCCUGAAUGUUUCCUCUUUUUUCCCAGAGUUCUUUGUGAAACGCGGCGUGGCGGUGAUGACGGUCAGAGAACUGUUUGACUUCAUCACCGACCCGUCAAUCACCUCCAACAACAUCGAUCAAUACCUGGAGAAGGUGAGCUGAUCAGCUGAUCAAUCAGACUUCAUUAAUAAACAAACACACAGAGUCAGACAGAAACAAGAUAAACAAGAAACAAGAUAAACAAGAAAAACAAGAAAAACAAGAAACAAGAUCAAGAAACAAGAUAAACAAGAAAAACAAGAAACAAGAUAAACAAGAAACAAGAUAAACAAGAAAAACAAGAAAAACAAGAAACAAGAUCAAGAAACAAGAUAAACAAGAUAAACAAGAAACAAGAAAAACAAGAAACAAGAAAAACAAGAAACAAGAUAAACAAGAAACAGAAACAAGAUACAAAAACAAGAAACAGAAACAAGAUAAACAAGAUACAGAAACAAGAUAAACAAGAAACAGAAACAAGAUAAACAAGAAACAGAAACAAGAUAAACAAGAAACAGAAACAAGAUAAACAAGAAACAAGAUACAGAAACAAGAUAAACAAGAAACAAGAUAAACAAGAAACAAGAUAAACAAGAUGCAGAAACAAGAUAAACAAGAUACAAAAACAAGAUACAGAAACAAGAUAAACAAGAAACAAGAUAAACAAGAAACAGAAACAAGAUAAACAAGAAACAAGAUAAACAAGAUACAGAAACAAGAUAAACAAGAAACAGAAACAAGAAACAAGAUACAGAAACAAGAUAAACAAGAUACAGAAACAAGAUAAACAAGAAACAAGAUAAACAAGAAACAGAAACAAGAUAAACAAGAAACAAGAUAAACAAGAAACAGAAACAAGAUAAACAAGAAACAAGAUACAGAAACAAGAUAAACAAGAAACAAGAUACACAAGAAACAGAAACAAGAUAAACAAGAAACAAGAUAAACAAGAAACAAGGUACAGUAACAAGAUAAACAAGAUACAGACCACAGUGGUCAGUUUUAGGUCAGUAUCAGGAUACCAACAGCAUUAAGAGCCAACAGGAUACGGUCGGUCAAAGGUUGAAUGUUGUUGCAGGAUUCAGGUCACACUUCCUGUUUAUUUGAAACGCUCUGAUUGGUCGUCCAGGCGAUGACGAUAGCGGCUGAGCGGACGUCGGAGGAGAGGUCAGAUCAGGACCGAGUUGACGAGGAGGUGAACCUCAAAUCAAUCAAUCAAUUAGUCAGUUCUUAUUCUUAUAUUGAUUAG